GCUCUCACUGCGACGUAUUAAUAUCAUCCAUAUUGAUAUCAUUCUAAACCGAAAGUAACUUUAGGCGGCCUGAAUCUGAGGAACUCGCUUACCUCAAAAUCUAGUUUGACCCGCAGAAGAAACGCUGACUUCAGAAAUAUGCCUCAACGAACUCCAGCUAAGAAGAUGAAGAUGAAGAGCAUGACGGACUUCUUUCCUAAAAAGGAGACUGAAAGCGACCCUAAAUCCAGAAAAGUGUUAAACGACUUGAGCAAUGCUCAGAACACAGAGGGGAAAAGCCACAAAUUCCAGUUCCGUUACAAAAAAACCACUCACGCGGUGGCCGGUGAUCCAUCAAAGACUGUGCUUGAUGCUCUCGAAACAAACAAGACGUUCAGGAAGAUUGAAAAAGAGAACGCACAGAAAGAAAUCGUCCUCCAAAGAUCCCGAGGAGACGUCCCACAAGCCGCCGUGAAGACAGACUUCCCCUUCUGUCUUAUAGAUAAAGAUGAGAUCAUAGACGUAAACUUCAUUAAAAAACACGACGCUGCGUGUAUGCAGAAAAAGCCAACCAGACGUCCUACAUUUCCCAACAAGUCUGAAAACUUAGUCAGCUUUUACAUCAAAACCAAAGGUAAAGGGAAGAUGAAAGGUUUAAUGAUGAACGGAGAACUGUAUAAGAACGAUGUGGAUUAUGUUUGUGUGUACGCGUUCAACAAAGACACUUUGAUAACAGCCCUAAAGCGCGACGGACGAUUCCGCAGUGUCAUCUUUGAGAAACAUUGUGUGCUUUCGGAGUUUGGUAGCGAUACUGUUCACGACAUGGCGUACCCUGUGAAACACCUCAAUCGCAAACAUUUCCUCAUGGUCAUAAGCAACAGCAAAAACCAGUCUGAUAGUCAAGAUGACGCCAAAGAAAACGCUGAUCCCAACCAACACACCGAAGACGACAAAAAAACCAACAAUGUGGCAAAAUGCACCACUCGUGACCGGCUGGCCCUUAAAAAAAUUCCAGACUCCAAAGAGCUUGAGAACGUUCUGCGCAAUGACAUGAGAUGCUAUCUAGAGCAGAGAAGUGUUGGAGACACCAACAUCAAGGUGCAAAACUUCUUUAGGGCCGAAUAUGAUAAAGGUGUUGAGAGUUUCUCCGAAGUGAAGAAGGUGAAGGAGAUCAUGAGACUGUCCAGCUCGGUGUGUCAGAUCAGAACGGAGGGGUGCGUUCGGGGAACCGGAUUCUUACUUUUCGACAGGUUUAUUCUCACCAAUGCACAUGUCAUCGAAGACUUUGACCGCGUCACCAGAAAGCUUUUCAAGACCUUCACGGCAGUGUUCGGAUUUGAAGAUCUGGGACAAGCGGGGAUCAAGAGUAUAGCUGUGAAAGAACACGCCGUGGCUUGCUAUCGUGGAGAUGAUGAGAUGAUGCGUCAUCUGGAUUUCGCUCUUUUAGAAUUAGACGUCACGGAUCAUGAAGCUCUCGACUGUCCCGAAUUGCUCACUCAUUACAGCUACGGCCGUCCUCCUAACAGAGGCGGCGUCUGUAUCGUGGGUCAUCCCGACGGCGGGGUGAAGAGAAUGGACCUGUGCUUCAUCAUCAGCAGAGAAGAUCAGCCGGACGCGGUGAACAAACACGUCUCUCAGAACAUCAAUUACUAUCACGUAAUUACACAGGAAAGUCUGGCGCAGAAAUGGAAGACGCACGACAACCAGAUCAUGUACGACACUUGUUUCUUCCAUGGGUCUUCGGGUUCGCCGGUCUUUGAUGAGUCCUGCCAUCUGAUUGGUGUUCACACGGGCGGAUACGUUUACAGAGGAGCGAAAGGUAAAACCAGGAGCGUUAUGGAAUACGGCUUUUCCAUUCAGCCCAUACUGGAAAACAUCAUCAAACAGGCCAAGAAUUAUGGAAGAUUUGACAUCUUAAAGUUACUGUCUGAAUUUCAAUCCUUAGAUUUCAAUCUGAAUAUGGAGGAUAAUGAUGUGGAGAUGACAGAAGAACCACAACAUCAAGACGAAUAUGAACAAUGAAACCCAUUUCUGCCUCCAAAAAUUAAGAUAUGUCACAAAAGCAUUUACUUCAAAUCAAUGUUUUGUAUGUUUAUUAUUCAUCGCUCUUAAUGUUGGAGUUCUGGUUAUUUGCAUUUUGCCAUUUAAGAAAUACAUCUGUACCCAUGUAUCCAAAAUUGUGAUUAAAACUAAAUCAUGCUUGAUGUUUUUGUGGUGUUUUUUGUGUCGGCGAUUGUGGUGUUGUUUUGCUUUUGUUGGGUUUGUCCAGAGCUCGGUGGCCUGUAUCACGAAGCGAGGUGAACAAACACUGAGUUGCAGAGUAAAAUGGAUAUAUAGUUUGCCAGGGUUCCUUUAUGUUUUCAGUGAUAAAUGGUUUGACAAGGUUUAUAGUUUUCGUGGAAAGUCAGUGUUUUGUUUUGUAAUAACACUUUAGGUGCACCGGUGGUACAGGUGACAUUUCUACUAACACUUUUACUACGUUUGUCCUAUUGCAAAUAUAUCUUUGGAAAGCUCUAAGUCUCUAGUUUUCAAAUCCGUUGUCCGAUUUGUGAUACGAUAAACAUAGCAAAAGUAUUACUGUGUUGAAAUGUCAACUGCACCACCGGUGGGCCAAACAUGAUAUUACAAAGAAAAAACUGUAAUAUUCUCUUCUAAAACUAAAUAAAUAUUGACAAACUAUAUAUCACAGGAAAGCACACAGACUGUAGUUUUACAAUGUAAUGUAAAAGUGUGUAAAUAGUUUUGUAAAAAGAUGUGGAAAUACUUGUUUGAUGAGUUUGUUGUUUUAACUUUAUUAGUUAUUAUAGUUGGUUUUAUUAUAAUUAGUUAAUUAUUUUACUAUUAUAUGUUCAUGUAAAAACUAUG
This is a messenger RNA of Triplophysa rosa, 2844 nucleotides long. RefSeq names its product serine protease FAM111A-like. The record is from RefSeq and is a predicted model, not a curated record. Lineage: Eukaryota; Metazoa; Chordata; Actinopteri; Cypriniformes; Nemacheilidae. The transcript has 4 exons. Bases 139 to 2001 code for a protein of 620 amino acids.